This is a messenger RNA of Patella vulgata (common limpet), 3616 nucleotides long. Its product is annotated as cysteine dioxygenase type 1. Gene Ontology annotation, biological process: L-cysteine catabolic process. Gene Ontology annotation, molecular function: ferrous iron binding; cysteine dioxygenase activity. The record is from RefSeq and is a predicted model, not a curated record. The coding region runs from base 237 to 929 and encodes 230 amino acids. NCBI's taxonomy places the organism in Eukaryota, Metazoa, Mollusca, Gastropoda, Patellidae. The transcript is spliced from 4 exons.
UUAUUGUCUCAUUGAUUGUUCAUGUAGGCAUAACAGUAAAGCUUACACGUGGUUAAAGUUGUAUUAUACUCGCCAUAACAACAGAAGACAUCAAACCCGUGGAAAAUUUUCAAAGGUGAAUGAAAAUUUAUUCAGGACAUAAUUAAGUUUUCUUGCGUGCCGUUCACAAAUUCUUCCUGUUUGUAAUUUAACAGUACACUGAUUUUUAAAAUAGAUUGAAGAUUUCAGACGGAGUCAUGGAAAUUGAAAGUUCUAACAUACCGAUGGAAUGCGAAUCCCAUGAAGUCGAAGAACCGUAUUCUGAUCACACUAAAGUUGUACGACCAAAAUCACUGGAAGAAUUAAUUCAAGAACUUCACAAGGUAUUUGAUAGCGACAAGGUGAAUGUGGACUAUGUGAAGCGUUUAAUGACAUUAUAUAUCAGUAAUCGCAAAGACUGGAAAAAAUACGCCAAGUUUGACCCCCACAGGUAUACAAGGAAUCUUGUAGAUGGAGGAAAUGGUAAAUUUAAUUUAAUGGUUUUAUGUUGGGGUGAAGCUAAUGGCAGCAGUAUACACAGUCACGCUAAUGCCCAUUGCUUCAUGAAAGUCUUAGAUGGUUCCGUCCGUGAAGAGCUGUACGAUUGGCCAUCAGAAGAUUCCACCGAAACAAGUAUGAGUCCAAGACAGAAAAAUACAUACGAAAAAAAUAGCUGUGCCUAUAUUAGCGAUGAAAUUGGCCUCCAUCGUGUAGAAAAUCCAAGCCAUUCCGACAAGGCUGUCACUCUUCACCUUUAUUCACCACCAUUCGAUGAGUGCGAGAGUUUUGAUCAGCGAACGGGUCACAAAAAUACAGUUAAAGUUACAUUUUGGAGCAAGUUCGGAAAGAGGACACCUUAUGGAGUAUGCGCUACAACAAAGGAAGCAAGGAAAAAUGCCGAAAAUAAUUAAGGAUGAAGAAUGAUGGCUGAUGACUGCCAUUUAGGAUUGUGACAGUGUGCGUUUACUAAAAUGCAUUUAAUAAUACAUGUAAUAGUAUUUUGAUUAGAAGUGAUACAUUUAAUGAAUACUUCCGCAUAAUAUACAUCAUUGUAUUUUAUGUUUAAUAUUAAUGCAAAUAAUUUAAUACGCUAAUCUCUUGGUUCUUGGUGUAUAUAUUAUAGGUCCGUUUCGACAACGUCGACCACAGUAUAAAAAAGCUAUAAUAAUUAAUUUUUAGAUUUCUGGGCUGGAUCCUCAUUAGUUUAUAGGACGUUGUUCCGCAAAGAACACUUUGCUAUCUCAAGGCCUGCACACAUACCAAGUGUAUCGAUCUCCGUAAAGUCCUAAACUAACUCCGUUAAAGGGUAUAUCUGAAAAUGGAUUUAUUAUUCCCUACUGUUUCAUCCUGAUAUGACAUAAUAUUAUUCUUAGAUUUGUAUAGGGCCCCCUACCUUGCCAAAUUACCAUUAUCGCAGAUCCAUAGUGCGCGAUAGAACCGACAAUUUCACUUGGAUCUAUGGAAUAGUGGUUAUAUAGGAUUGUGUUACCUGGGCUAUGCGAUGGAUUAGCUGUCGUGAUGCACACCCAGGCGAAAACAUGUCAGGACAAACAGUUUAGUUUGAAGACUUUGUCGUUAUACCUAGGGCAGACAAGCGUAUUUUUUCGCCCGAUCGCGCCGAUUUUUAAAAUCGCUCUAAACAAAUCGCCCGUCGUGUGCUCGUUCAUGGCGACGGCAAUACAGUCAGCGAACCAUUCGGUCGACCGAUCGCCCGUAUCUAGUAUGUUAGAUAUUUUCGGUCGAAUAUUUUACGCCGGCGAAUCGAUCGCUGGCAUAUCCGCUCGUCUGCCCGUGUCCAGCGUAUAUUGUCGACAUCAUUGAUAUGAUCUCAAAAUGGUUGACUCCAGAGUCUGACGAAAGAAGGAGAAUUGAUGAUUCUUUGGUCGGAAAGGCCUUGCCUGUUUAACGUCACGAUUCCAGAGUUUUAGAAGCAAAUAAAUAGCAGCUACCACAGCAAUCUCACGUGAUCGACGUAAUUUACUCGCAGAGAGUGGCGUACGCCCUCGAGACGAUCUCUGCGUGUGCCCGUUCGUGAUCGGCCGUAAAAAAUCGCUGGCGAAUUUUAAUCGUCGCGAUGAAGCGAAAAAAUACGCUCGUAUGCCCAUAGCUUUUUAAUGAUUAUUGGUCAACUAUGAAUUGAUGCUCGGAGUGUGCAAGCCUUUAGGCUACAUAAGGGAGGCCUUGAUCGUGAAAUAUUCAGUAUUGCCCUUCGCAUUUUAAGUGCCUUUAUGUUUCUUUUGAAAUAUUUUUAUUAUGUAAUAUUUUAUGUUCAUGUGAAAUAUAUUUUUAAAAUUAUACAAGACUAAACCUUAUCUUAGUAGUCCCAUAAUUGUUCUUGUCGAGCGGCCAACUUACCUCAAUUUAUUUAAUAUAGCUUUAAUUAUUGCUCAAUGAUUGUUUGUUGAAUAUAUUCAAUAAUUAGAUUUCAAAAAUCGUUUGUUCAAUCCGGUUGACCCGGCAACAUUUUUUUAAUUGCUCAAAUUUUUGUUUCAAUUUCUAUUUGCUUGCUUGAUUAAACAGCAUGUGUAUUAUGCAAUUAGUUAUCAAAAUAUCAACGCUAUUUUAUUCUGAUUUUUUAAUGUAACAUAAACUGUGUGGUAACUUAUGACUUUCAUUGUAGGCAAAGGAUACACAAUACCUUUGGAUGAGUCUUGCACUCAGAAUUCUGUAACAUUACGUCCAAAUUAAGAUGUUGAUAGUUUACAAUCCUUAAAGAUGCAUUAUGUAAGAUUUAGAUUUAUAAAAAGCUGGUCGUUCUUGCUAUAAUAGUUCAAAAAUAAAUAAUGCAAAAUCAUUCAAAUUAUAAUACUUUAUUCUGAGCGAAGUUAUCACCGUUUGAAGUUUUACAAGAUGUGAGAUAUAUAGAUUGUUUUAUCGUAGUUGUUAUUUGAGACUUAGCUUCGAUUCGCCAUUUUUAAAUUAAUACAUUGAAUGGCGACCGUGAUUUUUCCCUUUAAAUCUCCGCCAUCCGAUGUUCUAGAGAGUUAAUUAUAUAUGAGCUUGUCAUGUGAAUAAAUGUCUAAAUAAUAGUUCAUAUAACUUCUGAAGUAAAAAUAAAGACCUACUACAGGCAGAUCUAGCUCUUACAUAAUGCAUCUUUAAUAUAUGAGUUUACAACUAAGUGGAGCUUUUAAUACUUUGUACUUAUGACAGUAAAUUUCAUGUGUAAUCUUUACAGAAACACCGUUUCAUCAACAUUUACGACGUCUAUUAUUGUCAGGCUUAAUGCCAGUAUAUAUCCAUAUAUUUUUAAAAAUUGUAAUAAAAUGUUUGAGAGGUAAUUAUUUUUUUUAAACAUUAAUAGUUGAUUUUGUAUUAAAUGUGUUUUUUUGUUUUUUUUUUUUAUUUCUGUUUUCUGUGUGUUAUAUUUUAGUACCAAAUGCCCGUAACCAAUUUUAAGCGUUAUCAUCAUAUAUGAUAACGCUUAAAAUUGGUUACUCUAAAAUUAUGCUCUAAAAAAAUACACAUUUGACAGGGAUAAGUGUUUUUAUAAAACAUUUUUACGUGAAUUAAAAUGAUAGCAAAGUAUUAAAACCGGUUAUUAUUUAUUAUUAAUGUAAAAUUAACUUUUUUUUCCCAAUAAAAUCUCAUCAUUGCA